CAUCUCUCCCGCAGCAGCUCCGUCCCUACACCUUCUCUGCUCGCUCCCUCUACGAACCUAGUCACCUACUAUCCGCGCAAGCAAGCGACCUCGACGCGAACAACUAGUCAGUCCCGCCUCUUCUACAUCCUUCCACGAUCCCACUCUUACUACAAGCGCAACCUCGAGCUACUAUCUGACAACCCGCAACUCCCAGAUCCUCGUUCUUAACUGCAUAACUGGUCACUAUGUCAGACAACGACAACACGAAUCACUACCAGCACCAGCCCGAGGAGCAGGCGCCUACAGAGCACCUGAACAUCAAGGUCACGGACAACAACAAUGAGGUCUUCUUCAAGAUCAAGCGGACCACGCAGCUGAAGAAACUCAUGGACGCCUUCUGCGAACGGCAAGGCAAAUCGAUUCAGAGCGUGCGCUUCUUGUUUGAUGGGACGAGGGUACAGCCGCAGGAUAAUCCAGAGUCGCUCGGCAUGGAGGACGGAGAUACCCUCGAGGUCCACCAGGAACAGAUUGGUGGCUGCUGAGACGCUGUGCUCUUCCUGCUGCACAUUGCGGGCAUCCAGACAACAGCCGAUCAUUUCGGACCCACACUCGGCAUCCCGCUCUGCUCUGGUAACCGACCAAUCCGCCGUGCUACAUACCCUGCUACAAGUUUGGUGGUUGGGACGAGGAGUUCGAAGGCUAGGGUUUGAUCUUGGGACACCUGAUGCAAUAGCUGGCUUUUGGUGAAGAAUUGGCUACAGGGGAAGACUGACGACGGCUGCACACGGAGGGUAGUAGUGCCGUUUUUUCUUCAGUGUACCUUACUGAGGUCUUGAUGGGAGGCCAAUGUUAAAUGAGGAAUGGUUCAUGAACACAUUA
Westerdykella ornata is the source of this 861-nucleotide messenger RNA. Its product is annotated as ubiquitin-like protein. The transcript has 2 exons. Gene Ontology annotation, cellular component: nucleus; septin ring. Gene Ontology annotation, biological process: protein sumoylation. Gene Ontology annotation, molecular function: ubiquitin-like protein ligase binding; protein tag activity. Bases 228 to 524 code for a protein of 98 amino acids. The record is from RefSeq and is a predicted model, not a curated record. NCBI's taxonomy places the organism in Eukaryota, Fungi, Ascomycota, Dothideomycetes, Pleosporales, Sporormiaceae.